AUGGGCCUCACAUUCACCAAGCUGUUUGCACGGCUGUUCUCCAAGAAGGAGAUGAGGAUCCUGAUGGUGGGCCUCGAUGCCGCCGGUAAGACCACCAUUCUCUACAAGCUGAAGCUGGGCGAGAUCGUGACCACCAUCCCCACCAUCGGCUUCAACGUGGAGACUGUGGAGUACAAGAACAUCAGCUUCACUGUGUGGGAUGUGGGCGGCCAGGACAAGGCGAGUAUCCGCCCGCUGUGGAGGCACUACUUCCAGAACACGCAAGGCCUGAUCUUCGUGGUGGAUAGCAACGAUCGCGACCGCAUCGGCGAGGCGCGCGACGAGCUGCACAGAAUGCUCAACGAGGAUGAGCUGCGCGACGCGGUGCUGCUGGUGUUUGCCAACAAGCAGGACCUGCCCAACGCCAUGAACGCGGCAGAGAUCACCGACAAGCUGGGGCUGCACUCGCUGCGCCAGCGCCACUGGUACAUCCAGAGCUGCUGCGCGACCUCCGGCGAGGGCUUGUACGAGGGCCUGGACUGGCUGUCGCAGAACAUCGCCAACCGGCCGUGA
Messenger RNA from Chlorella variabilis, 552 nucleotides. RefSeq lists its product as hypothetical. The record is from RefSeq and is a predicted model, not a curated record. The transcript is spliced from 8 exons. Gene Ontology annotation, molecular function: GTPase activity; GTP binding. Bases 1 to 552 code for a protein of 183 amino acids. Gene Ontology annotation, cellular component: cytoplasm. NCBI's taxonomy places the organism in Eukaryota, Viridiplantae, Chlorophyta, Trebouxiophyceae, Chlorellales, Chlorellaceae. Gene Ontology annotation, biological process: vesicle-mediated transport; intracellular protein transport.